AUGGCUACGAAAUAUAAUUCAAUGAUUGUAAUGGUCUUUAUGGUGGUGAUGAUGAUAAUGGCAAUGGAAAAAGUCAACGGAUUAACAUCGGCUGAAUGCCGUGACCGUUGCAGUGAAAGUUGUGCCAUGACCGCCGCACUUCCGGCCAAAUGCCUUCAGAGUUGUUACAGUAGAUGCCACAGCGUACCAUCUCAAACAAUAGGUAAUUAG
Messenger RNA from Eruca vesicaria subsp. sativa (arugula), 210 nucleotides. NCBI's taxonomy places the organism in Eukaryota, Viridiplantae, Streptophyta, Magnoliopsida, Brassicales, Brassicaceae. The record is from the annotation of a GenBank genome assembly.